Molecule: messenger RNA, 366 nt
Organism: Capsicum annuum
Lineage: Eukaryota; Viridiplantae; Streptophyta; Magnoliopsida; Solanales; Solanaceae
Product: inactive protein RESTRICTED TEV MOVEMENT 1-like
Exons: 2
Coding region: 1-366 (121 amino acids)
Source: RefSeq, a predicted model, not a curated record
AUGUUUGACAAAGGUCAAUAUGAUUGGCCACAUCUGGAACUGUUUGGGAAGAAGAGGGAGGAGGUUGUAUUGGACUAUCCAUCAGAAUUUAUUACUGGGAUAAGAGGUACCUACUAUAAUAAUUAUAAUGGUUUGAGAUCAAUAAUCUUUGACACCAACAAAGGCAUCCACGGACCAUAUGGUCGCAAUGUCGAGUCCGAGGCCUGCAAUGUAUUCAACCUUCCAAUAGCUAAUGAUUGUUCUUUUGCUGGAUUUUAUGGCAUUAAAAAUGAUAAACUCAUUGGAGAUAUUGGCAUGUAUGUGAAGCCCACCACAUCUUCUAUCAUUGAGUCCGGCGACGCAUCUAUUAAGGCCCGUGAAAAAUGA